Molecule: messenger RNA, 3038 nt
Organism: Neoarius graeffei (lesser salmon catfish)
Lineage: Eukaryota; Metazoa; Chordata; Actinopteri; Siluriformes; Ariidae
Gene: pnpla4
Product: patatin-like phospholipase domain containing 4
Exons: 7
Coding region: 78-842 (254 amino acids)
Biological process (GO): lipid homeostasis; triglyceride catabolic process
Cellular component (GO): lipid droplet; membrane; cytoplasm
Molecular function (GO): retinyl-palmitate esterase activity; triacylglycerol lipase activity
Source: RefSeq, a predicted model, not a curated record
AGUUUAAAUGCGGUCAGGUGGCUGUGCUGAGUGAUGGUGAGUCAUUUGGGGGAGUAAAUAAGUGAAGGGAUGCAGUGAUGGUGGUGGUCAACUUGUCCUUCAGUGCUUGCGGAUUUCUGGGUAUCUAUCAACUAGGUGUAGUCGAUGCUGUCCUCACACAUGGGCACAGGCUGCUGUCGUGUUUGAGAGCCUGCGCUGGGGCAUCAGCUGGAGCUCUGGUGGCUGCUGUUCUCAUCACAGCUCCUGACAAGCUGGAGCAUUGUAAAGAAUUUACUUACAGAUUUGCCAGCAAUGUCAGAAAACAGAAGCUUGGUGCGAUGACGCCUGGAUAUAACUUCAUGAUUGAGCUGAGAGGUGGCAUCGAGCACAUCCUGCCUCCCGACGCUCACCUGUUGGCCAACGAGCGUCUCCACGUCUCUGUAACCAACUGCAGGACGGGGAGGAACAGCGUGGUGUCCAGCUUCCCCUCCAGAGAACACCUCAUUCAGGUUCUUCUGGCCAGCAGCUUUGUUCCUCUGUAUGCAGGAGUGAAGCCAGUGGAAUUCCAGGGCCAGAAGUGGAUGGAUGGGGGUUUUACUGACAGUCUUCCUAUCCUUCCGAUGGGACGGACCAUCACCGUGUCUCCAUUCAGCGGCCCGCAAGACGUGUGCCCGCCUCACACGGGUCGCAAGAAGCUGAACCUUAGACUGGCGAACAUGACGGUUACACUUUCCACUGAGAACAUCAAACGACUGAACCAGGCCUUGUUCCCACCGUCCCUGCUCCGAAUGCAAGAGCUGCAUCAAGAAGGCUAUGAAGAUGCACUGCGCUUUCUCAGGACAGAGGGCUGGACACAGGAGUAAAAAUCACAGCUUUGUUUUAUUCAGUUUAUUUAACCUAGAUAAUAAAUGAACUUGUUUUUUAGGCAAGUUUUAGUGUUUGUUGGGGGGUUAUUUUAAGGGUAAAGUCUUAAUUGAAGCAAGAUGUGUGUGUACUGUAUAAUAUGUACAUUUAUUCUCAGAAUAGGUUGAUGCUGGAAAUUCUUUUGACACAAUAGUUCUUAAAUAAGAGUUUAAUUUUAUAAUUACACACAGACUGAGCUGCUUUUUUUUUUUUUCUUUUUUCCCCCCCAAGCUUUUUUGUGUUUGGUGGUAGUGGAAGGUGUUCGUUGGAAUCAAGUGUUAACGCAUGGUUUUGUGGUUAUGGCAUAUUGGUUUAUUGUUUAUGAGCAACAAGCAGCAUUAAAAACAGUCAGCUUGUGAGCAAUGAACAAGCAAUGGAAAUGAUUUUGAUUUUCUCUGAAAUGAGUUACUCAGUGCCAUGGAUCUUGACGUGAGGUCUGUGGAACACAUCUAAGAAGUCCCUGAUGAGACCUACCGUUUUUUUUACAUUUUUAUUUAUUAUUAAAUUUGUAUAUUUAACCUGUUUUUUUUUUUUUUUUUUUGUUUUUUUGUUUUUUAAUUUAAUAGGUUAUGUAGGUUAAUGUCUGCCAGUGUGCCAAGCAUUUCAGGCCAUGUCCAAAAUCGCUCCCUACUCGCUAUAUAGGGCACUAUAUAGUGAGGACGCCAUUUUGUAGUGCUGUCCAAAACCUUAGUGAGGAUUAUUUGUACCCAAUAUAGUGCACUCAAAGUAUCCCACAAUGCAUCACAAAAAGUAGUGUACAAUGAUGGUCAUUAACCAAAGCAAUAUAUCUCAUCAUGCAUUGCGGUUGCGCUGAAAAAUCAAAUUAAAAGUCUCAAAUUUGUUUUAAUAAAAGGCAGCGGCAAAGAAGAAAGUAUUCAGCCUUGAUUUAAAAGAACUGAAAGAUGCAGGUACUUUGUAUUUAAUGUGGGAAAUAUGCUCAGUAUAAUAUCACAAAAAUACAUGCAUGUAUUUUAUUAUUUUGAAAACCCACCAGCCGACUGAUCUGGCGCAUUUUAAUUGCGUGACAGUGAUUGUAAAUAACAGCAUGAUGGAGUAGUGUCCGAAAGAGUGUGGUGUUUUUUUUUUUUUUCAUUUUACAAUUGAGCUCACUAUAUAGUCCUCUAUAUCGUAAUUCCCUAUAGAGGGAGUAGUGAACAAGUGAGCAACUUUGGACACAGGGAGGGUUUAGUUGAUGAAAAACGUUGGAAAUGUUAGAUGUGGAACAAAAAGUCUUUGGGAAUAGGGACCAUAUUUGAACCAUAUUGGGUACCAUUCGGGUAAACAGUAUCUAAAUGGCAAAGGAGGUCUACAAUGUGAUGGACUGGAAUUUGAUUCUUGAGGUGUGUAUUGGGACUUGGAUCUCAUGUGAUGCAAAAAAAAAAAGUUGCAGGUCGUCAGAAAUUGAACUUUGUUCAUUAACUUAGGAACACAUCAGACAUGGCAGAUUUCUCAAUUAGACACAUUUGCAUGUUCAUCCAUUCAUCUUCAGUAAAAUCAAUUCAGUAUAAAUUACUACUGUAUUUGGUUUAUAUUUUAGAAAACUGGUCCAACUAAGUUUAUUAGUUUUUGCACUGCAGGCAGAUAUAUCCAAAAAUGACCAGCUGGAUGGCUGGGAUUGAUCAUAAUUCCCUCAUGAGUGCUCUAUUUGAAGCAAUGGUUAGGUGACCGAGGGCAGGGAGUGUAUCUCUGCAGCACAUAUGCUGUGGCUUGGCAUGGUCCAGCUGAUGAGUGUGAUUUCAGUGUGGUGCCAAUCAGAGUAAAUACAUGAUUAUGGCCAUUGAUAAAAGCUGGGGUUUAUUAGCUGAGAAGUCAUGGCCUCAUGGUUAGAGAAGCAGCUUUGGGACCAAAAAGUCGCUGGUUUACAAACCUCAAUCACGUCCAUGAAAGUGAACCUGAACCUAAUGAUAGGUGUUUUUUUGUUUUGUUUUUUUUCCAUAAAAAUGAAGUGAAAAGUUGAGCAAUGAAACAUCUCUGGCUCUUAAAAAAAAAAAGAAUAGGCAAGGCAAUGUAUUAUUGUAUGUAUUUAAAUAAUGAGCUUAGUGUUUUAGUUUUACUGCAUUCAUCAUUGGAUUUUAUUUUACAGUUAAAGAGGUCCUUGUCUGCAAACAUUGAGAUCCCUUGCCUGAGUGAAAAAUAAAGUGGAAAAUUUUGCAAAA